Chanos chanos (milkfish) is the source of this 2841-nucleotide messenger RNA. RefSeq names its product activating transcription factor 6 beta (gene atf6b). Gene Ontology annotation, biological process: endoplasmic reticulum unfolded protein response; regulation of transcription by RNA polymerase II. Lineage: Eukaryota; Metazoa; Chordata; Actinopteri; Gonorynchiformes; Chanidae. Gene Ontology annotation, molecular function: DNA-binding transcription factor activity, RNA polymerase II-specific; RNA polymerase II cis-regulatory region sequence-specific DNA binding. Gene Ontology annotation, cellular component: nucleus. The record is from RefSeq and is a predicted model, not a curated record.
GGAAUUUUGAUACGAUAUAAAUUAAAAAAAUCAGUCACGUGCAGUCGUAUAUAAUUUCCGUGCAAAUAAACAGAUAUGCACUUUUUUUAAAAGCAUUUUACUUUUAUAGGUUUUCGAUAGACUAGGUUGGAUCUUCUACUUGAUGCAUAUUGAUCGAGUUAUCUAGUACAGUUAGCCCUGUUUGUGGAAGCAGAGGCCUUUGUGGCUAUGACUACGGAUCUACUGUCUGAUUUAGAUAGCCGUUUCUUCGCUGAUAACCUUCUAACAAGCGAAGAUUGGGAUGCCUGUCUUUACCAGUGUGAGAGUAUGGAGGAGGGUGAGGAUGGGGAGUUCGGCAGAGGACUGAGAUAUGACACAUCAUUUGACAAUGACCUUGUGCUGACCCUCGAUCCUGACAACCCCACGUCACCAUGGAAACACCUGGAGGACAACCUCCUCACAGGUGGCAUUCCUGUUAUAAAAAAUGAAAUGCCGAUGACACAGCCCUUGCCAGUGGACAUGUUGUUUCAGGUGAAAGCAGAACCUCCAUCUCCAGCAUCCUCUCUGGGCUCUGACAGCUCUCUGCCCUGCCUACCUGAGCCACAGAUCACAGUUAAAGGAGAGAACCCCCCCACUCCUCCCUACAUGUACGGAGAUGUCCUGUCGCCCCCACUGGGAACCAUGGAGGUUACCGUGGCAACUGUUGCCCCUCCCCAACCCCAGCCUCAGGCCUCGACGCCUCAGCUCUCCACGCAGAGUCUCAAUGGCACAGAAACCCACACAACAGUCAUUCCCUCCGCGGCCACGCUCAAGGCCAGCACCAUCCUGAGCACUAAGCCUCCCAUCCAGCCACGGCCCGUGUGUGUGGCAGCCUUACCGGUUCCCCAGGCGCCCAGCCCUGCCAAGGCCCUCAUACUGCAGAGCCUGCCCGCCAUGGACCAGACUAGGCCUGUUGUGUUGUCUCAGUCUGUCUGCCUGGGUUCUGCGCCUGCCAUUGUCAAAAUGGAGCCAGUAUCUCCCAGCAUGCCUCACUGUGCCAGCCCCACAACUCCGCCCACCACCAGCAAGCCCAUAAUCCCAGCGUCCUCUCUGCCCGGGAGCAGCUGUAAUGACAUUGACAUGAAGGUGUUGAAGCGACAGCAGAGAAUGAUAAAAAACCGGGAGUCUGCCUGUCAGUCGCGGAAGAAGAAGAAGGAGUACCUACAGAACCUGGAGACCCAGCUCCGAGAGGCCCAGCUGGAGAACGAACGUCUCCGCAAGGAGAACCAAGCACUGCGGGAACGCCUCGCCAGCAAGGAGGGUGGUGAAUCAGGGAACAAUAAGAGAGCAGUGUGUGUGAUGGUGGUACUGCUCUUCAUCACCUUCAGCUUCGGCCCCGUCAGCAUCACAGACAGGAAGUUGGAAACAGGGUUACAGGAAGGGGCGGUACCAAACACAGGAAGACACCUGCUGGAGUUUGUACAGGAGCCGGUCAGGGCGAGACAACACGACAGAACAACGGAGGAGAGAGCAGAGAGUGAGGAGGAGGCAGGAGAGGACGGAUGGAGAAAAGGAGGACUGGAUCGAGACGCUGCCGACUCCUAUCAGUUCAGGAACGCGAGCAGUGUGUUCAGUGAGGUCAAGGACCUGGUCCUACAGGACAUCGACCGUUACUUCUCAUCCUCAAACUGCAGGCAGUUCAACCGCUCUGAGUCACUCAGAUUGGCUGAUGAGUUGCGUGGGUGGGUGCACCGACAUCAGAUUGACAGGAAGAAGUCUGGUGGGAAGCCGAAGAUGGAGAAGAAGGCAAAAAUAACUCAGAAAGCCCAUCCGAGGAAGACCAACUUCUCCAGAUACCUGCCUGUUCAGUCCCAUCACUCCAUCGAAAGUCAGUUGCAGGUUUUGUCAGGACCAGAACUGAGCUACAGUGAAUUUCUGGAUGCCAUUGACCGACGUGAGGAUACAUUCUAUGUGGUCUCCUUUAGACGGGAUCAUCUGCUGCUUCCUGCCAUCAGUCACAACAAAACCACUCGUCCCAAAAUGUCCCUGGUCAUGCCAGCCAUGGCACUCAAUGAGAGUUUGUAUAACUCCUCUCAGGGCUAUGAGAUGAUGAUGCAGGUGGACUGUGAGGUCAUGGAUACCAGGAUAAUCCCCAUCAAAUCCUCAGCCGUCCCCCCCUCUCUGCGCGACCCCCCGCCCCCCCCGCCGGCGCACCAUCACCACGGCAACCACACCUCGCUACGAGGCCGUCACCAAGCCCACGGCAACGGCCACGCGUCACCAAGGCAACCCUUACCUGCCCGGAGACGAGACGCGGAGUAUUACAUCAGCCAAGGAGAAGGAGUUUGAGAGAGGAGGAGGUGGGGAGGAGAUGAGAGGAAAGGUGGUUGGUCGUUAUUCUUCUCUGGUGGACUUUAGCAGAAGGGGAAGGAGUUUGAGAGAGGAGGAGGUGGGGAGGAGAUGAGAGGAAAGGUGGUUGGUCGUUAUUCUUCUCUGGUGGACUUAAGCAGAAGGGGAAGGAGUUUGAGAGAGGAGGAGGUGGGGAGGAGAUGAGAGGAAAGGUGGUUGGUCCUUAUUCUUUUCUGGUGGACUUUAGCAGAAGGGUUUUUGUUUUGGUUUUUUUUCCUCUUGGCAGGGUGUCAUUGAAGCUAAGCAAAUGCCUAAUGUUUUAAAAACGUCACUGCAACGUUGAAACACUGCUCUUAGCAAUAGCGGGAUAAUGUUUAGCGUUUAUAAGUGCAGUAAACUUGGCACAGUUUUGUUUCCAGCUGACAUUUAAUUCAAAUCUCAACACAAGUCUUUUUUUUUUUUACCAAAUCUAUAUGUCACAGGUCCUGGUAUGUAGGAAGUAUUGACAAAUGCCUCUUAUUUAAUGGAAAAUCA